UUGAUAUUUGGCCUCAUUCAUUUUGGCUUGCAUUAUUCAUUUGAAGGUGAAUAUAUUUCACUUUCCAUCAAUGUUGAAACAAUGUUUGACCAUUUUAUGCCAUUAUCAUACAUCUGAAUGUAUAUAGAGAUCCAACAGUCAUCGAUUCUUUAAAAAAUAAUUCUGAUCGAUGAUCAUUAUAAAUCACCAUCAUCAUUGUCACAUUCGAUAUGACCAGUAUGUGUGUCUGUAUGAAAAUUUUGUCCAUCAUAACAUCACAAUCGACGGUGGUGGUGGUGGUGGUGGUGGUGGUGACAAUAUUCAUGUUCAUCCAUCCAAGCGAUGCUGGUACAAUGUUUGGCAACAAUAAUAAUCAUAAUCAUACAAAUGAUGACGAUACAUCAUUAUCAACAUUAUGCUCGCAAUCAAUCAUAAAUCAUCCAUGCCGUUGUGAGAAUGGAAAAAUCAUCUGUGAUGGCGAAUAUGAAUUCAAUUUGAAUGGCCAAUUCGAACGUUUAAACAGAAAUGUUAAUCAUCAUCAUCAUCAUCAUGAUCAUGGUGAUGGCAUCGUUUUCGAUGAAUUCAUCCUAAACAACACGGAAAUUUCCCAACUAACCGAUGAUUUAUUUGGUGAUCGAAUCAAAUUCAAAAGUAUCAAACUAAUCGACUGUCUGAGCCUGAGACGUAUAGCGGCCAAUACAUUCCGAAAGAGUGGUUCAUUUAUUGAACAAUUUAUUGUUCAAGGAGAAAGUUCACUCGGUGAAGAUCAAUAUGCCAGUGAUUUAUUCGAUUCACUCAAUUCAAUGGUUAACGUGGAAAAGAUAUGGCUGAAUCGUAAUCGAUUACGGUCCAUACCUACGGUGGCAUUUGGCAAAAAAUCCGGUUUCGUCAAAUUGAAAGAAUUGAAUUUCAACAAAUUUAGUUCGAAAAAUGGCUACAUUAAAAGUGUUGGAAAUUUCGCCUUUUACUACCUGAACCAAUUGCAAUAUGUUUACCUUUCACAUCAACGUAUCAAUUAUUUACCGGCCAAUGCAUUCGAUUUUGAACAGACAUCCAAUCAAACCCUGUACAUUUAUUUGGGCAAUAAUAAAUUGAACAACACAAGUUUUGAAAAGGGCAUUUUUCUCAACUCUAAACGUCCCAUUCAUCUGGAACUGUACUGGAAUCCGGAAUUAACCUAUCUGGAUGAAGAUGUUUUCGCACCAUUUCUUCAGCUCAGUCCAUUGAAUCGUAUCAGUCUACAGGAUAAUCCAUUGGUCUGUGAUUGUAAUUCUUAUUGGAUCAUAAGAGAUCGGCAUAAAUUCGUCAAUCAAAUAUUGAACGUUAUGUGCAAAAUUGGCCCCAAACAAACGUUCAAUAUCGAUCUGAUUUCAUUCGAUAAAUGUAUCAAAAAUGGCCGUAAACGUAAUAAACUUAUCGUCGUCAACUAAACAUGGACAUAGACAUCAAUCAAUUCCUUCUGACAUCAAAAAAAAAAACAAAAAAAAUUUGUUCUUUUCUCUUUUGUUUUGUUGUUGU
Molecule: messenger RNA, 1497 nt
Organism: Dermatophagoides farinae (American house dust mite)
Lineage: Eukaryota; Metazoa; Arthropoda; Arachnida; Sarcoptiformes; Pyroglyphidae
Source: RefSeq, a predicted model, not a curated record